Molecule: messenger RNA, 520 nt
Organism: Paramecium primaurelia
Lineage: Eukaryota; Ciliophora; Oligohymenophorea; Peniculida; Parameciidae
Source: the annotation of a GenBank genome assembly
AAAUUUUUUUCAAAUUCAUUCAUGGGAAGAGUUAGAAAUAAGACAGUUAAGAAAGCAGCUAAAGUUCUUAUUGAAAAAUACUACAUGAAACUCACUUCAGAUUUUCAUUUCAAUAAAAAGAUCCUAUCAGAAGUUGGAUAAGUACCAUCAAAAAAAUUGAGAAAUAAAAUUGCUGGAUUUGCAACACAUCUUUUGAAGAGAAUCUAAACAGGAUCAGUUAAGGGUAUCUCACUCAAAGUAAUGGUCACAUUUCAAACAAUAGAUUUAAGAAGAAGAAAGAGAGAGAAGAUUGGAUUAUGUCCCUGAAAAAUCAUCUAUUGAUAUUGACAAUCUUAGAGGAGAUCAAGAUGUUAAAAGAAUGCUUGAAAAAGCUGGUUUGGAAAUUGACAUUCCCAUUGAUGAACCUGUUGUUGAAGAAAAAUAAUAAAAAUAACCAAGAAGAGGAUAAAGAAGAUAAUAAUGAUUGUGAAAGUACAUUUAUUAAAGUAAAAAGCAUAAAAAAAUACAUCUAAUAUUUAAU